Messenger RNA from Ceratotherium simum simum (southern white rhinoceros), 521 nucleotides. NCBI's taxonomy places the organism in Eukaryota, Metazoa, Chordata, Mammalia, Perissodactyla, Rhinocerotidae. The record is from RefSeq and is a predicted model, not a curated record.
AACAAAGAAACAGAAAAUAUACGGCCUUGUGGACACAGAGAUACAGAUCUUUGUGAAGACCCUGAUGGGCAAGACCAUCACCCUCAAGGUCGAGCCCGGUGACAUUAUUGAGAAUGUCAAAGCUAAAAUCCAAGACGAGGAGGGCAUCCCACCUGACCAGCAGUGUCUGACUUUUGCGGGCAAACAGCUGGAGGACGGCGGCACUCUCUCAGACUGCAAUAUCCAGAAAGAGUCCACCCUGCACACGGUGCUUCGCCUGCGGAGUGGCAUCAUCGAGCCUUCCCUCCGCCAGCUCGACCAGAAAUACAGCUGCGACAAGACGAUCUGCCCCAAGUGUUAUGCUCGCCUGCAUCCCCGCGCUGUCCACUGCUGCAAGACGAAGCGCGGCCAUGCCAACAACCUGCGCCCCAAGAAGGUCAAAUAAGGCCCCGCCUCUGGCUCCUCCUUUGCCCGAAGGGCAGCCUCCUGCCUGAGCCCUGCGGCCCUGGGGCCUCAAUAAAGUUUCCCUUUCAUUGACUGGA